Penicillium brevicompactum is the source of this 1767-nucleotide messenger RNA. RefSeq names its product PEX28-32 family peroxisomal membrane protein. The coding region runs from base 1 to 1767 and encodes 588 amino acids. Lineage: Eukaryota; Fungi; Ascomycota; Eurotiomycetes; Eurotiales; Aspergillaceae. Gene Ontology annotation, cellular component: peroxisomal membrane. Gene Ontology annotation, biological process: peroxisome organization. The transcript is spliced from 3 exons. The record is from RefSeq and is a predicted model, not a curated record.
AUGGCCGCUCUAGCAGACAAUAUUCCGUGGAUAGAUUCCAUGGCACCCCCAACCACCGCACAAGAUCACGGCCAGCCGGAUUCUCAACCGCCGACGGUCGCUGCUUUCUCUCCGUCGACGAUAACCGGCUCGGCCCUGACCUCGCGCCAGCGCUCUAGUGUCAUCGUGCAUCGCAAAUCACCUCUUCUGGUGGCUACACCACCAGCCAUCACUCGGGCUCUAGCCUAUUCACAUCCAUUCCUUCUCCCUCUCAACAAACUCGCCGGCCUUCUAACAUGGACUUCUGGUGACCCAUGGCAGAGCUUUUUGCUCGUGGCCACAUUUUGGACAGUCGUGCUGUAUAGUGAUGCCAUUAUUCUUUGGGCAGGACCGAUCCUGGUCGUGGUUGCCUUGAUCCUCGGCAUGUAUGGCCGUCGCUAUUCGCCGCUGUCAUCAACUACAUCCACAGGUGAAAAGCACAAGACCAAAGUUGCCCCGGAUAGCUCCCUACGUCAUCAGAAAAGCCUCGACGAGAUCGUUGAGACUGUCCGCGUCUUUACAACCAGAUGCAAUAUCCUCCUUGAACCCCUCCUUGACCUCACCGAUUUCCUUUCUACUCAACGCACCGCCACGUCGGCAACCACCAAACCCGCUUUGACGGCUCUCUUCAUUCGAAUUCUCUUAGUUACCCCAGUAUGGAUUGGACUGACUCUUCCUCCCUUCUACCUAAUCACCACGCGUCGUGUUAUCAUGGCCGUCGGUACCAUUAUCUUAACUUAUCAUUCACGGCCUGCGAGAGUCUCGCGUGUGAUUCUUUGGCGGUCUCGGGCCGUGCGCCGACUCUGUGCUGUCGCUACUGGACUUUCGGUCGCCGAGACGCCAAGCAGUGUGCAGAAGUCUCAAAAUCGACCUAAGGGUCAAGGCCAAGGUCUCAACAUCUCAACUCGGCGACGUGGGAAUAAUUCCGGGGUGCGAUUCACUUUUGUUGUCUACGAGAACCAGCGUCGCUGGUUGGGUAUUGGGUGGACAUAUUCGUUAUUCCCAUCAGAACGUGCUUCGUGGACCGAUGAGCAUCAAAAUACCGUUGCCCCAAAGGAUACUUUCGAACUUCCUGAUGUCCAAACCGGAGACGCCAAAUGGCGAUGGGUGGAAGGUAGCCAAUGGCGUGUUGAGGGAGCUGAUAACUUCAAUGGAAAGUCAGACGGCAAAGGAUCAACAGGCGAGGGCUGGAUCUACUAUGAUAGCAAGUGGAACGAUGGUCGUCGCGGACAAGAUGGGUGGGAUCGUUACACCCGCCGACGCAAGUGGUUCCGAGACGCCGAACUAGCCGAAAUUUCCCCGGGUCCUAGUCAGAAUGGCUCCGAUGAAACUAUUUCAGGCCUCACCCAGGCACUGGAAAAAGAAAAAUCGCGAGAUAAUGACGAUGACGCCGAUACGAAGAGCAUCGCCGCGUCUACAGCGUCCAAGUCCCGCCGCCGUCGAUGGUUCAGUGGUAGCAAGACCGAGAAUGAGCCCAGCGUUGCAUCUCCGACCGAUAGUAGUCGUGCUACAGGCUCAAAUGUCCCAACCGACGGGCCGCAAGCUUCACGGCCAAUUAGUAUUCAAAAUUCUAGGUCACAUGCUCGCGAAGGAAGUGUGGCGACUAGUGACAGCGCCAGCUUGCGAGAGAAGGAAAUGGCUAAUUCGCAAGACCAUCUCGAUCGUUGGUCUACGCGGGCUGCUGGCGGGACAGAGAGGGCGGAAAGGGAAUGGGGCCUCAGUGAUGAGAUCAACAUGGGGUUGAGCUGA